Molecule: messenger RNA, 2642 nt
Organism: Melanotaenia boesemani (Boeseman's rainbowfish)
Lineage: Eukaryota; Metazoa; Chordata; Actinopteri; Atheriniformes; Melanotaeniidae
Gene: rnf5
Product: ring finger protein 5
Exons: 6
Coding region: 127-753 (208 amino acids)
Biological process (GO): ubiquitin-dependent protein catabolic process
Cellular component (GO): endoplasmic reticulum
Molecular function (GO): ubiquitin protein ligase activity; ubiquitin-like protein conjugating enzyme binding
Source: RefSeq, a predicted model, not a curated record
UCAGCCGCAGCCGUUUCUCUUCUGUCUGUGGCAGUCGCAGUUCAGACUCAAGGCUAGCGAUAGCUCGUCUCCGGCCUGUGCGGGUUGGCUCCCUGCGUUACUUUCUUUACUUGUCCGGUAAACAUUAUGGCGGCCGCGGAUUCCCGCUUCUCGAGUGAUGGCGGGCCGGCCAGCAGAGGAGGAUAUCAUUCCGGAGAAAGCAGCAACGACCGCGACGGACCGGGCGGCAGCGGGGAGAGCGAACGGGAGCGAGAUCGGGCUUCCUUCGAGUGUAACAUUUGUUUGGACACUGCCAGGGACGCUGUCAUCAGUAUGUGCGGCCAUUUAUUCUGCUGGCCUUGUCUUCAUCAGUGGCUGGAGACGCAGCCCAGCAGGCAGCAGUGUCCUGUGUGCAAAGCAGGCAUCAGCAGAGAGAAAGUCAUCCCACUGUACGGCAGAGGAACUUCCAGCCAAGAGGACCCCAGGUUGAAAACUCCACCUCGGCCUCAGGGGCAGAGAACGGAGCCCGAGACCAGAGGCGGGAUGUUCCAAGGUUUCGGAGACACUGGCUUUCAUAUGUCUUUUGGCAUUGGUGCUUUCCCCUUCGGCUUUUUCACCACAGUCUUCAACACCAACGACCCCUUUCACAGAGCAGACCAGUAUGCAGGUGAUCACCAAGGUAACGGUAACCACAACAACGGCAAUAACAACUGGCAAGACUCCCUCUUCUUAUUUGUGGCUAUCUUCUUCUUCUUCUGGCUGCUGAGUGUGUGAUCAAGACCAGAUGGGAUAGAUGUUAGAGAAGAUUGAUGACUGGGAGGAAGGAGCAAGAAAUAAAACAAAAUUCACACACUCAGCCAGAUUAACAGAUACACAUCUUACAUUAUGUCACCUGGGAGAGAGCAGAGUAUCGUUUGAUCCCUAAACAAGAAAUACAGGUUUUCUCCCCCACAAAGUCAGACCAUUAUGCUCUGAAACACACAUACACACACCUGCUCUGUUCAUUUUGUUUAUGCAAGAAACACUCACUGCAAAGUUGAGCGAAUCCCAAAGUGAGUCAUGUUAGCCCUCCCUCUCUGCACACACCUGUAGAUAUAUGCACACUGGAAAGUGGACGGGGGUCUUGCUGUUGGUGUUCAAAGACAGUAUUCAUGAUCAGGGUGAGCCAUGUAAAUGAGAUUUUUUUGUUUGUUUUUAAUUUGGAAGGUCAAACUCUGUAAACAGGAGGUUGUGGAGUGACUAAAUCUGUUUAGGUUUAUCACUGACGUCCCUCUUGAAGGAGUUCAUUCCUCAAACAGAGGGAGGGAAUCUCUUUGUAGAAAGAGUUAGCAAGCUGGAAACGGUGAGGACGGGGAUGCAUUACGUAACACACUGGCUGCUGUAGUAGACUUUUCUUUCUCUGGAAGGCCAAAGAGUAGUGGAUCGGUUGCAUAUGAUGCUGGAGUGGAAAAUGUAAUUAUGCUCCUGUUUACAGUUCCCACAUGAAAUGUGCUCCUAGAUUUGACAGAAAUGGUAGUUGGGUGCAUUUUAUAUACAUUUGUCUUAACAAAAACUGCCAUUACACUGUGAAGUCAUUUGUAAAUGGAGCCGUCCUUAACUUUGGAGUGUGUGCUGGUGUUCAACCACUUGUUGCUUGUAUCCCCAUCGUUCCCUCAGCGUAACAGUGCUGACAAAGAUACGGGCUGGUGUAAGAUUUUAGAACCAGUCCCCCCCCCCCCUGUCAUUCAUGUGCAUGUGGAUUACGUAACAGCACAAAGUGACAACAAGCAGAAAGAAUCUUCUGGAUCACUAAUGUGCAAACAUACAAACCAGUUUCAGGAUUUAUUGAAUGACAGCUCACUGAACUUUGCCUCCUCCAAACUGACAAGAUUACAAAACACCUCUGUCACUGUUGAUUGGUUUUUCUAAUCGUGUCUGUAUCUGCUUAUGUGUGUAUACAUUAUAUAUUUGUACAUAUGAAUAUUGUAAAUGCUGUUUUUAUGUGUUUCUGACUGGAUGACCAGCCAUGUGCAACGAAGCAGGACAAGAUGAGAUAUGACGUCUCAAGAUGCUUUUACAGAGCAAGAAAUGAUCUGGUUUCUGUUUUUUCUGAGCUCCUUAACUCCCCCAUAAAAUUAUUCAUAAUAAUUAAAAAAAAAAAACAAAAGCUUCCUUCCCUACUAAUGUGAAUGACGAGUGCACAUUAAAUUUUCCCCUUUUACUGUACAAGCUGCUACUGUACAGCAUCUGAAAGUGUAAUUAACACACAUUUAUCUGUGUAAAGAAAAUGUGAAGCUUCAUCUCUGACUCUGGAUGUGUAAAGAAAAAAAGUCUUAUGACGCUUAGCUUACCUGCAGUGCUUCCUGAACAUUUAGACAGUUACUUCAUGCUGUUGCUUCAAAUCUUUGUUCAGCCAAACUACAUACAGUGAAUCUGGCCUUGAAAAUUCACGCCGGGGUCAGAGAAGAACCUUAAAGCUCUGUGGGAUGAAUUGAGUGUCAGCUGGGGUCAUUAUAUCUUGGAUUUUUGUCUGUUUAAGCUUAACAUUGUAUUAAGGGGCAAUGUGACACUAAAAUGAUGGAAGCCACAAGUUGCUUCCAUCUUUCAUGCUUCAAGAUUUUUGACUAAACAUGGAUAUUGAUCAAAACCAAAUGGUCUGGAUUAAAAUUUGAUUAAAACAUUUA